This is a messenger RNA of Schistocerca gregaria, 1392 nucleotides long. Its product is annotated as AP-4 complex accessory subunit Tepsin-like. The transcript is spliced from 9 exons. Bases 43 to 1284 code for a protein of 413 amino acids. The record is from RefSeq and is a predicted model, not a curated record. Gene Ontology annotation, cellular component: trans-Golgi network membrane. NCBI's taxonomy places the organism in Eukaryota, Metazoa, Arthropoda, Insecta, Orthoptera, Acrididae.
GAGAUACGUAGGGAUAAACAGUUCGAGCUUCUUGCGUUUACAAUGACUUCAGAAAUUGUGGAGAAAAUGUCAUUUUCUGUUAAUCUGCCUCUUUUGACGAGAGCAACAUCGGACAGUGAUGAACAAACUCCAGGAUAUAUGUUCGCACAGAUUGAAGAAAUCACUUUUCAGCCACCUCCUCACAGUGAAUUGUUAGGGGAGUAUUUGGCAAGGAAACUAGACAAACCCUCGUCAUGUGUGAAACUUAAGGUUCUUAAGAUAAUGUCUCAUUUAGUCAGAAAUGGACAUGUUACUUUCCGGAAAUAUCUAAGGAAUCACGACACUUCUAUCAAGGAGGCUACGUCAUAUAGUGGACCACCCCACCCACUAUUAGGAACUUCACCUUAUGAAGCAGUGCGGAAAAAUGCACAGGAGCUUCUAGAGAUUUUAUUUGACGCUGACCGUAUAAAUGAGGAUGAGGAGAAACAUAUGUCUUCAACUUCCGAUUCUACAAAGAAGAAACAGUUGACAGGACUUGGUUCUUCUGUUAUCUCCAAGGGAAAAUAUGAAGGUUUUGGGUACACUGCCAAGGAAAAAGAAGAGACAGUGAAGGACAAAGCUAUGGACAUUUUAAUAAAACUAAUACAUCCAACUGAUGACUCAAAUGAAAUGAUAAAACAGGCAUUGACCAGCAGUUCUGGAGAAUACACACCAGUAAAAAUUGAUUCCUUGUCCAGCUCACAAAGUCAAGAUGCACCACACAACACUGAUGUUCAGAAGUUCAAAGUCAAAUCACAUGUACCUGGACGUGCUGGAGGUGGCUGGGAAUCAGAUGAAGAUGAGAAGUCAUUGGCAAAUCCACAGUUGCAGUCUGUAAACAGUGACAGUAAUUUAUCAAGUGACUCCUUGGAAAGGAUAGAGUCACAAGAAAAUAAUGAAUUUACUGUAGAAAAGCAGCUUGUAACAGAAUAUUGUAACGAAUUAGGACCAUUAUAUUCAGUGCGCAAACUCAAUGACUUAUGCAAGAGAUGCUGUGCAUUGAACUGUGUGGACGUAAUAAGAGCAGCAAGAGAUGUCCUGGAAACGUCAUUAUCUGUCCAUAACUACAGUGAAAAGCAAAUACUGCCUGCUCUUCUGAUUGUCGAAUGGUUUUUGAGAACAGAUAUAGUGCCAAUAUCAUACUUCACACAGCUGAUUUCACCUAAACUUAGUGAUAUAUUGAGGACAGAACCAAAGAUUGAGUCAGUAAUUAAAAAUAAAGCAAAAAAAUUAAAGCUAAUUAUUGAAAAGUUACAGUCAAUAUAACUAUAAAAUUACAUUUGUUUGAAGGGAACAUAUUUUUGUGAUUCUGCAUGGACAGUUCUAUUUUUUUGUACCUGAAAUGUCAGUGAAAUAAAUAGCAUAGUGGUGGAA